AUGGCAUCAACAGCUCAUCGAUAUUCUGGCUUCUUGACCCUGUUGAUGAGCGUUGUCGGCGUCGAUAUGCAGCUCUGCAUACUCCACCACCGCGUGCAGGCACAGACCAUGUCAAACGAAGUCCAGACACUGUACGAGUUCCUGGGCAGCGAUAACCCGGCGUCGUCAAAGACUGCUGAGGCUGUCGAGCUGGACUUGUGGCGGGCGUGGGAUCGGCACGUGGCUGGGGCGCGAAAGGAAGAGAAAAAGGGUGGCAGGAAGAUACACGAGUUGGACGAGGAGAGAUCUCUGUUUCUUGCCGUCGUGGACGUGCUGAUGACGCGAAAGGAGAUGCGAAAGUACUACGACAAGGUGAUCCUGUUGCCUCUGACGAGCGCGGUAGAUCGAGAGCCCGUGCUGAGGAGUCUCUGCGGGAAGCACUGGCUGGCGAUGCAGUGA
This is a messenger RNA of Colletotrichum lupini, 438 nucleotides long. RefSeq lists its product as uncharacterized. Bases 1 to 438 code for a protein of 145 amino acids. The transcript is spliced from 2 exons. NCBI's taxonomy places the organism in Eukaryota, Fungi, Ascomycota, Sordariomycetes, Glomerellales, Glomerellaceae. The record is from RefSeq and is a predicted model, not a curated record.